GUUCUUUUUAUUAUCUUAAUGAAUGGGUAAAGAAUUUUGGGGUAAGGAUGGAGAAGAAGUAUGCUGUAUGUGGCUGUGAAACGAGCGUUGUAGUAAAUAUAUAUAUAUAUAUAUAUAUAUAUAUAUAUGCAAAUGAUUAUGGAUGUGAGGAGCUUGAUGAAGUGAUGAAAAAGGGACAUUUCUUUUUCUUUGGUGGAGGAUACAGUGCAGAUUAUAUGCUUGAAAUUGGAAUGCUUUCGUCACUUGACAAGCUUGCCGUCCUUGUUGGUACGCACAACACGCCUUUUUAAAUCAUGUCGAGCGAUAAAGCGGUCCAUCCAGCCGUUUGAACCCUUAAAUUCAAGACCCCUCCGUUCAGCUACGCUGUUUGCCUUUUGCAGAAUCAUGGUCCAUGUAACCGGUAAACGUUUGCUUUCAUUAACAUCCAUCCAUUCCAACACAGCUUCCUCCACUUCCUA
Zychaea mexicana is the source of this 458-nucleotide messenger RNA. RefSeq lists its product as uncharacterized. The coding region runs from base 48 to 290 and encodes 80 amino acids. The transcript has a single exon. NCBI's taxonomy places the organism in Eukaryota, Fungi, Mucoromycota, Mucoromycetes, Mucorales, Lichtheimiaceae. The record is from RefSeq and is a predicted model, not a curated record.